AUGACCACUGAAACCCCCGAUCCUCGAAACCUGAACACUUGGGAGGAUGCAUUCCGACACCCUAUACCCGUCGUGCGGAGGCUCGAGCAGCAGCUCCGCAAACAUGAUUCUGAGAACCGCGCCAAGUUGCGGUCGUUGGUGGGUGCCAGCUACAGAGAUCUUCUCGAAACGGCGGAGAGGAUCAUCGGCAUGAAUGAGCAGAUACAGCGGGUUGAGACAACCCUGGGCAGCAUGAGCCAAAGAUGCAAUACGCGGGCUGUUGAACGGAUGACUCGAAACCGUACGAGACUCGAGCAGCAGUGGACUGCCCAGGACCACGAUCGCUACGCCUUGGCAUCGCAGCUUGCAGUCCUCCAGAGCUGUCCGGCGGUGAUAUCGCGAUUACUCAAAAAGGACGGCUCCCGGUUGCUUGCGUCAAAGCUAUUGGUCAUCUCGAGACUUCUUCACAAAACGCUGUCCCGGCUAUCAGAUGCGCCGCCCUUGCUAGAUAGCCUCAGAAGUCGACUAGCAUCACUUCGGCGGAAGCUGCUUAAGAGCAUCGACAAGUCCUUCUGCGAUACCAAGGUCCUGCCACACUGUCUUGUCGAAGAUAUGUGUGCUUUCUCUCUUGCAACGAGCUCGACACCAACGGAUGUCCUCCGGCAUUUCCAUCAUGUUCGGCUAGAGACGAUGUCCCAGCCGUUCAAAGAUGAACAGGGCAUACUAUCAGCUUUGAGCUGUUUCACGAGGACACUGCUUGACACGCAGAAAAUUUUCCCGAAAGAGCUCGCUGACUCGCUGGUUGAGUUGAAGGCACGCCCUCUGCUUCAGGACAAGAGUGUGCAGGCAGUCACAGAGCUAAAUCUCGACAUUCAUGAAAAAUGGAUUGCUGACGAAGUUCGGAACUUUACGCCCUGGCCGCGGCACGAGGAGCUGCAAAGGACCGAGUCGGAGAGGAUGUGUAAAGCGUGGGCUAAGCAGGCACUUGCAGCUUUUCUUAAAGGUACAAAGGCUGCGCUUAUGGCAGAAGAAGAUCUCAGAGCCCUGGUCGCGGUGCGCAAGGAGGUUCUGGAUACCUGGCUCCCUCUGGCGGGCCGUUUGCCUGGGAUCAACUCGGCUGCGGUGCUUGAUGAGCUUCGUGAAGUUCUGAAUGCGCGACUUUGCGGAGUCGUUGAUGACCGCGUCGGACAGCUCACCGACCUCUCCCUCGAAAUCAGUAAAACGCUGGAGACGCGGCAGCCUGGCAUGGCAGGCGCCACGCCGACUCUUUGGUCUCCAUCAAUGACCUCAAUGCCGCUAGGUAACGGUGCCGUGGCGUUCAAGCAAGCUAUCCUGGACUGCAGUCAUGGUCGCAACGCUAGCGUGCUCAAGAUUAUUGCGGUAUACGAUCAGUGGGCGAAUUCGAUCUCCGCAAUCUAUGCUGUCAUCAAGGAGAUGAAAGACACACGAUGGGACGAUGAUCUUACCGCCGAUGAUGACGAUGACGAAUUUGGCCUUGACUCCAAGCAGGCUUUGCUCUCCGAAGACGAUCCACAUACGCUGAGCGAAGCCGUUGACGAAGCCUUAACAGCUGCCUUUGACGUACUGACACGACAGCUGAGAGAGUUGAUAGCACAGACAAGCGAGGGCACUCCCGCUUCUGGUGACAAUACUUCGUCUCAAGUCAUUUUCCUGCUCCGUGUCCUUCGCGAAGCAAGCCAGCGCCUUUCCGGCCUCAACCUUCGAAAUGAAGUCACCUCUGGCACGCCUCCAUCCAACCGACUGGUCUCGCUUGCCGAACCUCUACAUCUAUACCUCGCCACCGCAGUCUCGUCACCUGCUAUCUCCACAUACACCACCCCUUUGCAAAAGCUUGCAAAAGCAAAGAGCGUUCUGACCCGAGCACUCUGGGAAGGAACCCCGCCCCUUCCAGUCCAGCCAUCGCCAGCGACAUUCAGAUUUCUCCGGAAGCUAGCGACGCAUAUGGCGGACUGUGGGCCUGACCUGUGGGCGCCUGGUGCGGUAAGAGUGCUCAAACUCAAGCUGAGCGAGGAAGUCGGGAAGCUGGUUCAUGGGCAUAAAGACAAGUGCAUCCAGCUAUUGUUUGAUACGCUGUACUUGAAGCGUGCGUUUUCUGUAUCUACCGACGGCUCAUCGCAUGAGCAGGCACUUGACGGUGUUGUUCGUGAGCUCGAGGUGAGAGCAGCGUUGGAUGCAGCUGCGGCUGAGCGGGUCAGAAAGAACGCUGCGGACUACUGGAAGAGGACGUAUUUGCUUUUUGCGCUGUUGGCCUAG
Messenger RNA from Coniosporium apollinis CBS 100218, 2253 nucleotides. RefSeq lists its product as uncharacterized. The coding region runs from base 1 to 2253 and encodes 750 amino acids. Gene Ontology annotation, cellular component: Golgi apparatus; COG complex. The transcript has 4 exons. Gene Ontology annotation, biological process: intra-Golgi vesicle-mediated transport. The record is from RefSeq and is a predicted model, not a curated record. NCBI's taxonomy places the organism in Eukaryota, Fungi, Ascomycota, Dothideomycetes.